Molecule: messenger RNA, 2102 nt
Organism: Marchantia polymorpha subsp. ruderalis
Lineage: Eukaryota; Viridiplantae; Streptophyta; Marchantiopsida; Marchantiales; Marchantiaceae
Source: the annotation of a GenBank genome assembly
UCGUUCGAACAAUUGUUGGGAGCAUGAAUUGCGACUCUCGUGCUCGAUCGUUGCAUGCGUUGACAGUCGACCAAAUCACGGGAUGAAUAAUGGAGCAUCCGUGAAGAUACUACAGACUUGGAACAACGAGACUACCUACAGGACUAGAAUUGUUUUUCAGGUCCGGGCGACAUCUCGGGCUCAGCAGCAGACGAAUUUCACCGGAUUGAGAUUUGGGUGGAUUUUAUUGAGACAGAGCGAGAGAACGAUAGAGAGUGUCCUGGACAAAUGAUUGCGAGGUCGAACAUAAGCGGAACUACAAUUUUGGUCGAGUGGAGUAGGAGUCUUUUUACCUCCUCAGGAGACGCGAGAGGUCUUAAUUUUAUAUAAGGUGCAUAGCAGAUUUGGGUUGGGCGUAGUAGCUAUGGCGUUGGGUGCACUUGCCGGUGGUCCUGUCGCGGUUUGCUCCUCGGGAAACCGGUUCUCCAGAGCUCCUGUGUCGAGGGGAGUCGUCAGCGGCCGGUUGAAAUGCGGUUCACAGCUUCCGUCCCUCUCGGUGAAACAUGGAUUUCGAUUCUUAUCAACAAAAAAAUCGGAUCCGAGCUCACUUGCAGCUAGUCCAGGAUGCUGCAGGUUUCGAGUAGUUUGUUGUUCGUCGGAAUCGAAGACUAGUGAAGAAAAAAUUGAGGUUGUGUUUGAUCCUCAGGGACGGUACAAUGAACUCCUGAGUGGCUUGCAGAACUCAGGAUCCAUGCCGCGGACAAAUAUCACUCUCUUCUCACCUUCCAAGAUAAAUGUGUUUCUGAGAAUCACUGCCAAGAGACCAGAUGGUUAUCAUGACCUCGCCUCUUUGUUUCAUGUCAUCAGCUUAGGAGAUAUUAUUAAAUUCUCAGUUUCUCCUUCGACAACCAAAGAUUCCCUCACCACCAAUGCCCUUGGUGUACCUCUCGAUGAGAAAAAUUUGAUCAUUAAAGCCUUGAAUCUGUAUCGCAAAAAGACUGGCUCCACCAUGUACUUCUGGAUUCACUUGGAUAAACGGGUGCCAACGGGAGCUGGUCUUGGAGGUGGUAGUGGAAAUGCAGCAACUGCUUUAUGGGCUGCGAACCAGUUGAAUGGUGGUCUAGCCAGCGAGAAGGAACUGCAAGAGUGGUCUGGGGAAAUUGGGUCUGACGUACCCUUCUUUUUUUCCACCGGAGCUGCGUACUGCACUAGCAGGGGAGAGGUUGUGGAGAGUGUUCCUUCUAUCUCACUAUCGACGCCUAUGGUACUCAUGAAGCCACAAGAAGAGUGUGGCACAGCGGAUGUAUAUAAGCUCCUUCGACUGGAGGAUUGCAGUUCCGCGGAUCCCCAGGAGCUGUUAAACGACGUCAUGAAGAAUGGAAUCACGCAGAGUGUUUGCAUAAAUGAUCUUGAGACCCCUGCCUUCAAAGUUUUGCCCUCUUUAAAGCUGCUCAAACAACGAAUAGCUGCAGCUUCGCGUGGUCGUUAUCAGGCUGUUUUCAUGUCCGGAAGUGGAAGCACAAUAGUGGGUGUUGGCGAUUCACAACCUCCCGAGUUUCUGUACGAGGAAGAGCAAUACAGCAAUGUUUUCAUCUCUGAGGCUUACUUUUUAACGCGGAAGGAGAAUGAGUGGUACGAGCAACCAAGAACAGAUGCCUCACCAGAUGCUUAGAGUCGGGCUGGCCGCGAAGAAGAUCUGGUGGCUGCAAGAUGCCGGCGAUUCGUCCACCUUGUAGGUUGGGUGAGAACCACAGCAGAGGGAGAUGAACGGCGCCUCCGUUCGGCGAGAAUAGCCUUAGUCGAGGACGAAUGCCCUUUAGCACCAGCAAAGAUACAGGUUUCUAGAGGCAGGAGACCUCAAGUCUCAUGAGCUUGUGCAUGAGCGUACAAAAACUCACGUGGUGAGUGCAAGACAUGUCAACUCCGAUUGUUAUCGGACAUAUUCAGAUUAAGCACAAUUCACAGACAACUCUGGAAAUUCCAAGAAACUUUUCUGAUAUUUCCACCGAGCUCCAAUGUUUCAUCCGAGCUGUGCUUCAGGAAAUAGCUGUGAGGAUGUGAAGAGUCAGUAUACUGCCCCAAAGCAGGGUAUACCCUACGACAUGGGAAACCAACAGCCGGUC